AUGUCAGAAGGUUCAAGACAAGUUGGUAUGAUCAUUUUAUGUAUCAUUAUCCCACCUUUAGCUGUUUUCAUUAGAAGAGGAUGCGCAGUAGUUUUCUGGGUCAAUAUUAUUUUAUGGAUUCUUGGUUGGAUUCCAGGUGUAAUCCAUGCGCUCUGGGUAAUUUUAAAACACAAUUAA
Messenger RNA from Dictyostelium discoideum AX4, 177 nucleotides. It is a transcript of the gene sigH, whose product is annotated as transmembrane protein. Bases 1 to 177 code for a protein of 58 amino acids. Lineage: Eukaryota; Evosea; Eumycetozoa; Dictyosteliales; Dictyosteliaceae. Gene Ontology annotation, cellular component: membrane. The transcript has 4 exons. The record is from RefSeq and is a predicted model, not a curated record.